GACAGCUAGCUGUUCUUAGAAAAGGGCCGGUUCAGCACACAGAGGCGGCAACACGGGGAGGUCACGUAACAGUACGUCACGCGACCCCUCACGUGGCUGCAGUUGAAAGGAGGCUCUGGGAAGAUCAUGAACAUUUCUGGAAAAUUAGCAACGUUGCGUUUGCCUCCUUUGCCGACUAUCGGGGAAAUUAUCAAACUUUACAAUUUAAAGGCAGAAAAACAACUGUCUCAAAAUUUCCUGCUAGAUUUGAGGCUCACAGAUAAAAUUGUUAGAAAAGCAGGAAAUUUGAAAAAUGCCUAUGUCUGUGAGGUUGGCCCUGGACCAGGAGGGAUUACGAGGUCAAUUUUAAACGCUAGUGUUGAAGAACUACUUGUGAUAGAAAAAGAUACCAGGUUUAUACCUGGACUAAUGUUGUUAAAUGAAGCAUCCAUGGGAAAAGUGAGAAUUGUACAUGGUGAUAUUCUUACAUACAGAAUGGACAAAGCCUUUCCCGCUCAUUUGCAGAGGAAAUGGGAAGAUGAUCCGCCAAAUGUGCACAUCAUUGGAAAUCUACCCUUUAGUGUGUCUACGCCAUUGAUCAUUAAGUGGCUGGAGCACAUGGCAAACAGAAGUGGCCCUUUUUCGUAUGGCAGAACACAGAUGACUUUAACUUUUCAGAAGGAAGUUGCUCAGAGGUUAACUGCCAGCACUGGUGGAAAACAGCGGAGCAGACUGUCUGUGAUGUGCCAGUAUCUCUGCAACGUGAAAAACUGCUUUACAAUUCCUGGCUCUGCCUUUGUUCCAAAACCAGAGGUUGAUGUUGGUGUUGUACACUUUACGCCAUUAAUACAGCCACAAAUAGAACAGCCCUUCAAGCUGGUUGAGAAGGUAGUCCAAAGUGUCUUUCAGUUCAGACGGAAGUACUGCCACCAUGGAGUUGCAAUUCUUUUUCCAGAAAAACAAAGGUUAAAACUCACUGAACAAAUGCUGAUGUCAGCAGAUGUGGAUCCAACACUGCGGCCAGGUGGCCUGUCUAUGAAGCACUUUCAAAACUUGUGUAAUUCUUACAGAGAACUGUGCAAUCAGGAUCCCACUUUGUUUGCAUAUAACUUUAGAGAGGAACUGCGCUUGAAAAGGCUGCAGCGGGAAGCAAAUGGAAGAUGUCAGAAGUAAUAUUGCUUUGGAAACGUGGAUUAUUUUUGUGUGUGAAUUGGUUAUUAUAUAUUGGGUAUCUAAACAUUUUAUAAUAUGAUUACAAUAAAAAAAAUCUUUAUUUAAUGUGA
Molecule: messenger RNA, 1262 nt
Organism: Spea bombifrons (plains spadefoot toad)
Lineage: Eukaryota; Metazoa; Chordata; Amphibia; Anura; Pelobatidae
Gene: TFB1M
Product: transcription factor B1, mitochondrial
Exons: 8
Coding region: 127-1152 (341 amino acids)
Biological process (GO): rRNA methylation; transcription initiation at mitochondrial promoter
Cellular component (GO): mitochondrial matrix
Molecular function (GO): mitochondrial transcription factor activity; rRNA (adenine-N6,N6-)-dimethyltransferase activity
Source: RefSeq, a predicted model, not a curated record